This is a messenger RNA of Silurus meridionalis, 1529 nucleotides long. RefSeq names its product gap junction protein gamma 4b (gene gjc4b). The record is from RefSeq and is a predicted model, not a curated record. Bases 1 to 1239 code for a protein of 412 amino acids. The transcript has 3 exons. Lineage: Eukaryota; Metazoa; Chordata; Actinopteri; Siluriformes; Siluridae. Gene Ontology annotation, biological process: cell communication. Gene Ontology annotation, cellular component: connexin complex.
AUGUAUAAUCAGCCCAAUGGAAAGCGUGGCUUUACCGGUGGGGUGGCAUUGCAACCACAGCGGCAUCAUGAGUUGGAGUUUCUGACACGUCUUCUGGAGGAGAUCUCCAACCACUCGACUUUUGUGGGCAAGCUAUGGCUUACGCUGCUCAUUGUGUUCCGGAUUGUACUGACUGUAGUGGGUGGCGAGUCAAUAUACUAUGAUGAACAGAGUAAGUUUGUAUGCAAUACGCAUCAACCUGGUUGUGAGAACGUGUGCUACGACGCAUUUGCACCGCUCUCGCACGUAAGGUUUUGGGUUUUCCAGAUCAUCAUGAUCACCACCCCCACCAUCAUGUAUCUUGGCUUUGCCAUGCACAAGAUUGCACGCAUGGAGGAUGAUGAUUACGGGUUACGGGGUCCGCGCAAGCGCAUGCCUCUGGUUAAUCGCGGCCCCAACCGUGACUACGAGGAGGCUGAGGACAAUGGUGAGGAGGAUCCCAUGAUCUCUGAGGUGAUUGAAGUAGAAAAGGAGAAAGAAAAGGAGAAAGUUGCCAAGAAGAAGCACGACGGAAGGAGACGGAUCAAGCGUGACGGCCUGAUGAAGGUGUACGUGAUUCAGCUUCUGUCACGUGUGGCUUUUGAGGUGUCGUUCCUGUUCGGCCAGUAUGUGCUGUACGGGUUCGAGGUGGCGCCGUCAUACGUGUGCACACGUAGCCCAUGCCCACACACCGUGGAUUGCUUUGUGUCACGUCCCACAGAAAAGACCAUCUUCCUGCUCAUCAUGUAUGCUGUCAGUGCCCUCUGUCUUCUACUCACUGUGCUGGAGAUUUUGCACCUGGGAUUCAGUGGCAUCCGCGACGCAUUCCAAAGGCGCGCACGACGCCAACAUAAUCAUCGACUAUCCAUAUCCAACCAGAGGACGCUGGUCUGCUCAACUCGCAUUCCAUCAGCACCCCCUGGCUACCACACAGCCCUGAAGAAGGAUUCUGGCAAGGUCGGUACAAGAGGGGAAUACAACCUCGGUGACUUGGGCCACGAGGCUCUGGGUGACGAGGCGUCCUCACGAGAGCUGGACCGCCUGCGGCGACACCUGAAGUUAGCGCAGCAGCACCUGGACCUGGCGUACCAGAGCGAGGACGGCAGUCCAGUGCGAAGCAACAGUCCCGAGUCCAACGGCACAGCCGCCGAGCAGAACCGCCUCAACUUUGAGAAACAGGAGAAGCAAGCCAGUUCCUGUGAGAAAGGGAUCAGAGCCUGAGAACCGAGCCAACAGAUUUCAUCUGGUUUUUCCUUUUUCCUACCGAAACAACACGGAGGGAAGAGGCCAUCAGGAAGUCGGACAUCUUGAGUGUGUUUAGGAUUUUUGUGAGACAACACGACACUGUGAGCAUGCUGGUGAACAGUAAGAACAGCCUGUGCAGUAUUAUGGCAGGAUGGAGCAUCGGCCUCUGGGAAUAUCUCAGCAGCCACUGAUACUUGAGGAGCAGCCUGCCUGGCAUUCCAAAGUACCUACGGGCAAAUAAAAGCGUUUUUUCUUUCCUUUCUGUA